AUGUCCAUUACGGAAGAGAAACCUAGUGCAUCGUUCGAACUUGUGCCGUCGUCCCUGUUUGUACCUAAAGAUUCGGAUCGCUUUAUCUUGAAUGCUACCGGGAAGUAUGUGAAACACGAUGUCGUGACAGGCAUGUAUAUUUCUACGCACGAGGAAGACAUAUCGGGUAAGCUGAAGAGGAAUGCCGUGAUAACGCCUGUCUAUACUCUGCGUGCAGGAUUAGCAUGGGAAGAAACGUCGGAGAUGACUAGUAUGUUCUGCUUUGAUAACGCCAUCGUCGAGUACCGUGAUAAUAUCGGUAUUCCUGCGCCUUCUGCUAACAGCUUGACCGGCGUGAAGUCCUGCUAUAUGGAAACCUACGCAUCUGUCGGCAUCCCGCUUGCUCGUUACCACUGGCUCCUGGCAAUGCUCAGAUCUACAGGUGUAAACGUAGCCUCGAGUGAGCGCGAUCAAGAAUUCAGUGACUACGUAUGGACGAACGCAAACAUAACCAAGAACUAUCACCCGGUUGCCCUGAUCGAGACAGAGGGCGGGCUGGACAGUUACGGAGAUGCCGACAAGAACCUGAUGCAUAUUAUCCGUCAGGCGAAGUCAAAUGUUAUAGGUGUUGUUGGCGUGGAGAUUACUCUGAAACGUGGAAAGGACUACGCAGCCUCAGGAAUUCGUCGUGUCACGCUAAGCCUAAAGAGUAUGCAGGUCCAUGAUCUAACAACGAUACGUUCGCCUCCCUUGAAUAGGGCCCUUGUCUUCGAGAGCAGUGGGACGAAAGCAUCCAAACGUCUUAUUGAAGCGCUGCAACCCAAGAAUCGUGACAUCAGCUCAGCCCAGGCCCCCAAGAAGUAA
Molecule: messenger RNA, 843 nt
Organism: Peronospora belbahrii
Lineage: Eukaryota; Oomycota; Peronosporomycetes; Peronosporales; Peronosporaceae
Source: the annotation of a GenBank genome assembly